Messenger RNA from Plasmodium gallinaceum, 405 nucleotides. RefSeq names its product protein SYS1, putative. Lineage: Eukaryota; Apicomplexa; Aconoidasida; Haemosporida; Plasmodiidae. The transcript has 3 exons. Gene Ontology annotation, biological process: Golgi to plasma membrane protein transport; protein localization to Golgi apparatus; Golgi to endosome transport. Bases 1 to 405 code for a protein of 134 amino acids. The record is from RefSeq and is a predicted model, not a curated record. Gene Ontology annotation, cellular component: trans-Golgi network; Golgi membrane.
AUGUUAUGCUUGCAAUCAUUAUAUUAUACUAUUUCUAGUAUAACAAUUUUUAUUUUUUUUACUAUUAUAAAUUUUUCUAGAAAUUUGUCUUACAUUUUUAAUACAAAAUCUUAUUUUAAUGGAGAUCAUGCUUUAUUUUACAUAUUUUUUAUAAAUAUAUUAAAUUCCAUUAUAAUGUCUUACCCUAUUAAACUUAUUGUCAAAAGAGCAAAAAAGUGUUUAGACUACGUUUUAUCUUAUAAUAUAAUACAUUUUAUUUUAUCUGUUUUAGUAUCAGGGUUUCCAAUAUCAUGGUUGUGGUAUAUCAGUUUUUUUUUUAAUAUUAUCUUAUGUGUACUAAUUAGUGAAUAUAUAUGUUACAAAGAAGAAAUGAAAGAAAUUAACAUAAAUAAUAUUAAAAUAUAA